Molecule: messenger RNA, 746 nt
Organism: Macrosteles quadrilineatus (aster leafhopper)
Lineage: Eukaryota; Metazoa; Arthropoda; Insecta; Hemiptera; Cicadellidae
Product: ATP synthase subunit d, mitochondrial-like
Exons: 3
Coding region: 98-622 (174 amino acids)
Biological process (GO): proton motive force-driven ATP synthesis
Molecular function (GO): proton transmembrane transporter activity
Source: RefSeq, a predicted model, not a curated record
GAACUUCAAUCGUCUGCGUCCUUCCCUAACCUGCAGAGGUCGACCAUCUAAAUUUUAGGUCUAAUAAUUUGUUAAGAAUUUUAAUUUAAUAAACAUUAUGGCUGCCAAAAGAAUUGCUUCGUCGUCAAUCAAUUGGGCCGCAAUCGCUGAACGUGUUCCUGCUGAACAAAAAGCCCAGUUUCUUGCUUUCAAAAGUAAAUCUGACAACAUUGUUCGCAAAGUGGUAGCGCUGCCUGAAAACCCUCCCAAGAUUGACUGGGCCUACUACAAGAGCAAGAUUCCAGUUCCUGCGAUGGUUGAUGAGUUUCAGAAAAAAUACGAAUCAUUCAAGAUCCCUCUUCCUGAGGACAAUAUCACUGCUACAAUCGCCACUGAAGAAAAAGCUGCUGCUGAAAACGUGAAGAACUUCAAAGCUGAAUCGCAAAAACGUUUUACUCAACUGGAGACUGAAUUGAAGAAAUAUGAAAACCAAAUUCCGUUCAUCGAGAUGACAAUGGAAGAGGUUGCUUACUACUAUCCUGAUCAGGCUAUUGACACGACAAACAAACCUACUUUCUGGCCCCACGACCCUGAACUGGACGCCCGGUUGGCUGCUGAAAAUGAUAAGGGAGGCCAUCACUAAAAAGUGGAUAAAUGUAGGAAAAAGAGUCAUCUCCAAAUUGUAGACAAAAGAUUAUCCAUUUACCAAACACACCUCAUCUAUCUGCUUUGUAUUAUUGUUCUUGAAUAAAUUCUUAUUUGUUGGA